Octopus bimaculoides (California two-spot octopus) is the source of this 594-nucleotide messenger RNA. RefSeq lists its product as uncharacterized. Lineage: Eukaryota; Metazoa; Mollusca; Cephalopoda; Octopoda; Octopodidae. The record is from RefSeq and is a predicted model, not a curated record.
AUGGUGUUAUCAUGUACCUGUAUAAAAUGGGGUUUAGUCCCCAAGGACAGUCUUGCAAACAUGGUUGCUACAUUACGGGAUAAUGCUCUAGCUUUAUCAACAGUGCGAAAUCGGGCAGCUGAAUUUAGGAGGAAACGAGAGAAACUUGAAGAUGACCCAACGAAUGGAUGUCCUGCAACAAUCACCAGCAAGGAAAACAUUGAUCGUCCUCAUCUCAUGAUGAUGGAUGACAGGCGAUUGACUAUAAAUCAACUAACCAACGAUAUUAGCAUAUUCUGUGAGAGAAUUGAGAAUAUCGUACGCAAUGAACUCGAUAUGACAAAAGACAAUGCUUCAGCACAGAAGCGCUUGGCUCCAAUGGCUGCUGUGCAUGACUGUGACUUUGAACUGGUUGAUCACCAUAACUAUCCUCCUGAUUUGGCCCUCUCUCACUAUCAUCUGUUCUCCAACAUAAAACGACACCUAAAUGGGAACCACGCUCUCCGAACACUUCCUUUACCGGGACGUAAACAAACCAACACUGGAAUUGCUGUGAAGUCAGUCGUCUAUACGUCAAGGAAACCGGGUAACCGGCUUUAUGUGUCCCAGGAGUGA